Messenger RNA from Solea solea (common sole), 3599 nucleotides. RefSeq names its product anoctamin 10a (gene ano10a). The record is from RefSeq and is a predicted model, not a curated record. Lineage: Eukaryota; Metazoa; Chordata; Actinopteri; Pleuronectiformes; Soleidae. Gene Ontology annotation, molecular function: chloride channel activity. Gene Ontology annotation, cellular component: plasma membrane. Gene Ontology annotation, biological process: chloride transmembrane transport. Bases 203 to 2185 code for a protein of 660 amino acids. The transcript has 16 exons.
UUUCCGCUCGUGUCGGCUUGUAACACAAAACAAGCGCACCCAGCGACAGACUGACGUAUUGCGGAAGUAGCUGCCCGAACAAAAUAUCUAAACAUUGCAGCUAAGCAGAGGACAAGGCUCCGAUCAGCAGGGCCAGCAGCUGCUGCGUCGAGGCUGGGACAGACACAGACCUGGGUGCUCUGGGACUCUGGCAGAGGACAUAAUGAUGCAGACCCCUAGCUUCACUCCUCUAGCAGUGGUGGAGCUGGUCUCAGACACUAAAGAGGAGGCCAUUGCUUGGCUGCUGAGCAGGAUAAGAGACCCACAACAAAAUGGAGGUGCCGAGCUGCUGGUGGAGCAGCUGGGCCCUGGAGUUGGGUCUCAGGAGAAGGAGAAUCCCAACCUGUUCCUGGUGGGAGCCUCCAGGCAGAGGCUGCUCUCUGGUGCUGAGGAUGUAGGGCUCUUCAAGGAGUUCAGCGAUGGAUCCAUGAGGGCUUUCACCUGUGCCAACAAGAACAACUUCAAAGACUUUCAAGGAGACGGAGACGACUUCUUCAGCAUGGCUGAAUGUCAGUACAUCAUCAAACACGAGCUGGACACGUUAAGAGCCAAAGAUGAAACUCACGUGCCAGGAUAUACUCAGGUCAAGCUGUACCCCGGGAAAUCUAUCAUUCGCAGACUACAGUCCAAAGGAAUUAUGAUCCAAAUGUUCCCCAUUCAUGAGAAGGAGGAGCUUAAGAGACUCUCGUUCUCCUGGUAUAAAAAGGUCAAGUUGUCCUUUCAGCCUCUCGAUGCCAUCAGACAUUACUAUGGUGAAGGUCAGGCCUUCUACUUUGGCUUCCUGGAGUACUUCACCAUUGCCCUGUUGCCUAUGGCCCUCAUCGGGGUCCCUUACUAUCUGUUUGACUGGGAGGACUAUGACAAAUAUGUGGUCUUUGCUGUGUUUAAUUUGAUCUGGUGUACCGUCAUUCUGGAAUUAUGGAAGCGGUGCAGUGCCUCACUCGCUUACCGCUGGGGCACACUGAGCAGGAAGAAGGCCUUCGAGGAACCCCGGCCCGGUUUCCACGGCAUUCUUGGUUUCAACCCCGUGACGGGCCGCGAGGAGCCGCUCUACCCCAACGCCAAGAGGCAGCUUCGCAUCUACCUCGUGUCCCUGCCGUUUGUCCUGCUCUGCCUCUACCUGUCCCUCUACGUCAUGAUGAUCUACUUCCUGAUGGAGGGAUGGGCGCUGUCGGUCCACGACGAGGAGCCCACGUUCUGGACGGGAAUCCUGUUGUUCAUCCCCAGUGUCAUCUACGCUGUGGUCAUAGAGAUUAUGAACCUCAUCUACAGAUAUGCCGCUGAGUUUCUCACAGAGUGGGAAAAUCACAGGCUAGAAUCUUCAUAUCAGAACCACCUGGUCCUCAAAGUAUUAGUUUUCAACUUCUUCAACUGCUUCGCCUCGCUGUUCUACAUCGCCUUCAUCAUGCAGGACAUGGUGCUGCUCAGACAGAGUCUGGCCACCCUGUUGAUCACCAGUCAGGUUUUGAACCAGUUCAUGGAGGCCUUCCUGCCCUACUGGCUGCAGAGGAGACGCAACAAGAAGAUGAUCCGCAAAGUGCAGAAGAGAACAACUCAAGAGGACAAGGAGCUUCCCCUGGCUGAGCAGGUUCGCCUGGAGGCGGACAUGAGCACGUACCUGGGAACAUUUGACGAUUACUUGGAGCAGUUCCUGCUCUUUGGUUACGUCAGCCUGUUUUCCUGCGUCUACCCUCUUGCUGCCGUCCUGGUGGUGUUGAACAACAUCACCGAAGUUUACUCCGACGCCUUCAAAAUGUGUCGUGUGUUCAAACGGCCGUUCUCUGACCCAGCUGCGAACAUAGGCGUCUGGCAGCUCGCCUUCGAGGCCAUGAGUGUGAUCGCCGUGGUGACCAACUUUGCGCUGAUCGGCAUGUCCCCACAAGUCCGAGCUUAUUUCCCUGACUCCGAGACGCAGCUCAUAUUGUGGACAGUGGCGGCUGAGCACGGACUACUGGCCAUCAAGUUCAUUCUGGCCUUCCUCAUCCCAGAUGUUCCCAAACCCAUCCAGAUCAAAUUGGCCCGUCUGGAGUUUGAAUCACUGGAAGCCCUGAAGAAAAAGAGACAGCCUUAUGGAGGAAAAUGCUCGAAGCCACGGAGUUCAGGAAGGUGGAGCAGUGAGGAAGAGCGGAGAGUCUACAAGUACUGACGGAGCCUCACGCGCACACGUGUGCCGCUGUAUCGCAACAGUAUCGCUAAAGUUUACGGUUAAAAUAUACGUUUCCCGGUCGGUUGUGUAGCAAACACAUUAUUAUACUGUUCUCUAAAUAAAAAAACCAUACUGUAAUGAGGUUCAGUGUUAAAUCACACAUGAAUGCUGUAUUAUUAUUAUUAUUAUUAUUAAUAUUAUUAUUAUUAUUAUUAUUAUAAUAAUGUUAUUCACUUUAUAUCACAAGAGCUUCAACCAAAGUAGUUUGUCUUGUGCGUUCAGUCAUGUCUUGUACUGAUUAUUAAGCUGCUGCCUUAAAUCACAGUGUGAUGAUCGACGCUGACGUCAGUGUCCGUAUUUACAGCUGCUUCUCUCUCACGUACGGAAGCCCAGGAGGACAAAAGGUGUUGGGAUCUUAUCUUAUAUUUCAAGACAAAUGUAGAAGUGAUCAUCAUUACUCCCCUGUGGUUUGAAUGCAAACUUGUUUUUGUCCAGGAAGUUCGGGAAGAAGAACCUGUACUAUACUAGCGCUCCGCGUGUCACAUGACUCGGGUUGUUUACACCGCGGUUUCAGGUCGUCAGGGUUCACCGUGCACUUUAAAUCCAUGGAUAAACGUGAAAUGUAUGUCACACGAACUUGAUACACUGCCCCCUGGUGCUUUUAAUGGAGUAUGGCAACUAGCGUUAAUCCACAUUCUCAGUAUUCCGACAACUUCCUAAAAAAUAAAAAAAUUUUCCCCUCAUCCUGCACCAUAAAAUCUAUCUCUACCAUCUUUACUGAUCAGUUUACAUCGUUAAUAAGUAACUGCCACGUUACUAUGGCGACUGUUGAAGUGUCCUUUAGUCUGUGUUUUCACACGACCAUUGUUGACUUUAUUUAAAAAUGGAUUCAUAUUAUAAUCAACGAUCCUCUGUCAGUUAGUAACUGCAGUAACGGCGGCACCACUAGGUGGCAGAAUGGGUCCAAAUUGGUCACUAAAACUAUAUCUAUACAUAAUAUCAUAUAAUAUAAUACAACCACGGUAAUAACACAUUAUUUUAGAGCUUUUCAGGCUUCACUCUUGUCUGUCAUGUGACUCACGAUCCAGAGACAGAAAAACAAAGCCGGAAAUUCAAAUCCUGGAUAUUUAAAUCACAUACAACUCAUUUGGAGUCUUUUCAAACGUUCAUAUUUGUUGCUUGUAAGAUACGGAUGUUUUUUUUUUGCUCGUCAUCACAAUGUUACUUGAUGUUACCUUUUUGCCCCUGGUGCCUUGAAAUGUAACCUGUAUUAAUGUUGGACGCACUGGACUGGACAUGUGAUCAAAUACAAAGAGGAUGAUGAUGAUGAUGAUGAUGAUGAUGAAAGGGAAAUGGUUCUGCUGUGCUUUUGCUGCAAUAAUAACAAAAUAAAAAAUAUAUAUAAACAAGGAAA